Mytilus trossulus (common blue mussel) is the source of this 6996-nucleotide messenger RNA. RefSeq names its product enhancer of polycomb homolog 1-like. Gene Ontology annotation, cellular component: NuA4 histone acetyltransferase complex; piccolo histone acetyltransferase complex. Gene Ontology annotation, biological process: regulation of transcription by RNA polymerase II. Lineage: Eukaryota; Metazoa; Mollusca; Bivalvia; Mytilida; Mytilidae. The transcript has 14 exons. The record is from RefSeq and is a predicted model, not a curated record. Bases 256 to 2433 code for a protein of 725 amino acids.
GCCGUCUGGGAUAGCUUUGACGGGCACUUAUGGCCGCCAUGAUGGAUUUUCAGAAAAUUUUGUGAUAAAUGAAUUUAUUAUCAGGUUUUGGAGUACUAUUUUGAGACAAAAACUAUUCAAUAGGGUUAAGUGAUGUGUACUGUAACUUGGUAUAUUUCUUAAUAUGCUUUAUUGGUGCACGUAAGACGUUUAAGUCGUUCCAGAAGGAAGGCAACGACGUGGACGAAGCUCAUUAGCAUAAACGAGGUCAGCAAGAUGAGCAAGGUUUCGUUUAGGGCUAGGGCGCUGGACGCCACGAAGCCCAUGCCUGUUUACAGAGCAGAAGAGAUUCCCGACCUCCCAGAUUUUGCAAAUAUAAACAGAUCGGUACCUGCUAUGCCGACCGGGAUGGAGAAAGAGGAAGAAACGGAACAUCAUCUCCAGAGAUACCUAUCAGCCCAACAAGUUUAUGGUACUGCAGAUGCUCUUGUCAUUCCUAUACCUGAUGUUGAGACCAUUAAAGAAGAUUAUGAUAAAUUGUAUAAAGGAGAAUUUAAGCCCACUAAGCAGUAUAUUCAUAUCCAGGCAUGUGGUAUGGAACAAGAAAUACCUGAUUAUGACAUGGAUAGUGAGGAUGAAUCCUGGGUAGAACAUCAGAGUAAGAAGAUGGAAAUCUCUGCACUCAAGUUUGAAGAGAUGAUGGACAGACUAGAAAAGGGGAGUGGUCAACAGGUUGUAACACUGCAGGAAGCCAAACUUUUGCUCAAGGAAGAUGAUGAUCUCAUUAUAGCUGUGUACGACUAUUGGCUGAACAAACGUUUACGCUUGGCCCAUCCUUUGAUACUUCAAGUGAAAACAGAAAAAAGAGAUGGAUCAACUACUAAUAAUCCCUAUGUUGCAUUCAGAAGGAGAACAGAAAAGAUGCAGACUAGAAAGAACAGGAAGAAUGAUGAAACAUCUUAUGAAAAAAUGUUGAAAUUAAGACGAGAUCUUAACAGAGCUGUAACACUGUUGGAAAUGAUCAAAAGAAGAGAGAAGACAAAGAAAGAAAUGGUUCAGUUAACAAUAGAGGUAGUAGAUAAAAGGUAUGCAGCAGAAGAUUAUGAAGGUAAAAUGUUGGAAGAAGCAGAAGCAUUAAGACACAAAAUGCCAUCUUUUUUAUCACCAUAUACCUAUGGAGGAGGUUGGAGUCAGGAGGAAAUAGGGGUUAAAAAGAAGAGAGAAUACAGAAAGAGGAAACAUAAACAAGUCAUACAGCAACAGAGAGAGCAUACAGUAACAAGUGUUCAACAAUCUCAUUAUAACGAUAUUGAUGUUCUACACCCUGACUUCAGCUCUGAAGAUGAAGGACUUUCUCCGGGUAUGUCUCCUUCUGAUCAUGAAGAGGAGAAUGACCCAGAUGGUCUGUUUGCCUUCAGGAGGAAGAGGAACUGUCAUUAUCAUGCUCCAAUUUUAAAUCGUCUUGGAAACUGGCCUUGGUGCAGUCAAGAAGAUGGUGGAAUGGGAGACAAAAAAUACAGAUAUAACUUAACCUCCUUGUCUCAACCCCCUCGCUGUAUAGGAUUUGCACGUAGGAGGUUAGGUAGGGGAGGGAGGGUAUUGUUAGACCGAGCUUUCUCAGAAUUUGAUGAGCCAUUGUAUAGAUCAAACUUUUCAUCACAGAGUACAUCUUUAGGGGAAGAUUACAAUUCGUACAUCAGGGAAAAUAAAAUACCAUAUUUUCGUCCACAUUCACCCACAGAAGAAGAUCAUAAUUUUAUAGAUAGAAUUUCUGGUGAUAAACUAGAAGAAGAAUUUAAUCUAGAAAGUUUUCAAUCUCAUCGAGAACAAUUAUUACAAAUGCAGAGAGAUCAAGAAGAGCAGCUGUUGAAACAGACAACUUGUGACUUUGAAAGUGCUGGAUGUUCGGGUCUAGAUCAGUCUUUCUCAUCUCAGCCCACAUCCCGGUUUAUGUUAGAUUCUGCUAGUGCUAAAUUUGCUGUGUCAGCAGUUAUAAAUACGACACAGGUUCAGACUAAAAAAACUGGUGCUAUAUCAUCUUUAUUAUCAUCUACAUCAUUGCCAUUAGCAACAUCUUCAUUUUCACAACCAGCAGCAGUCUCAUUACAACCAAGUUCUGUUGCAUUAGCUAAUGGACCAAUAUCAGACAGUAAACCUACAGGUCUUUCAACAUCACCAGCAGCAACUGUUUUACAGCUGAACUUUCCAAUUACAAACAACAAUAAAAAUUCGUCCAAUCAUAAUUUGGUCACAUCGACCGCUACAAGUCUUUCAUCAGUGCUAAUGUCAACACAGUCAUUCCUGCCAGUCCAGACUAUUGGCAAAACUGUUCAAUCAGCUAACCAUGUCAAAAUAUCCCCAGGCAACUUUACACAUAAGUUAAUAAAGACAGAAGAUGGGAAGCUGAAUAGUAUAAUACAGUCUGAUAAAAUAGUGGCAAUGGAUGUAACCUGAGAGGAGCAUCAAAUGCUGUAGAAUGGUUUAUAGAUAGUGCUCUUCUGUCAUCAACAAACAAAAGCUAGUCAGAGGGAGGUAUCAGUCAGCUGACAACAUAAUUGAUGCCAUAUGCCCCAGGAAGAAAUGUAGUUCUGUCAUCAAAAACAAAAUAAUGAUUUUAAAUAGCUGCUAUGGAGAAUUUGAUGUGUAAUAGGACACUUAUUUUGCUUGCAUAUUUAUAAUUAUAUAUGUUAAGUUUUGUAAAAAUCAGGAAGAGAAAUUAUGUAAAAUUGCAUGCAGGAAGUAGUUAUUUAAUAUCAAACAUCAGCUAUAUCAUUGUUUUAAGAUUCAAAUAAUAUUUAAAGACAACAAAAAUCAUGUGUUGACAAUGUUAUUUCUGGUAAAGAAGAACAAAGGGGAUGGUUGGGGGACAGAAGUCAAAGGGAGAUUUUCUAUGUUCUUAUUUGUUAAAUAUAUUAUACUUUUAUUGUCUUGUGUUUGUAGUAAGAGUUUUGUUUCUGUGUAAUUUAAUUCUGUUUGCUAUGUGGUAUAUUUUUAACAAGGUCACCAUAUGAACUAGGUGAUCAUGUUAGUGCAAUUGCCUCUAUUAAAUAACAUAAACUUAACAGAAGUUUAAUUUCAUAGAUAUCUAGUAUUAGUAUGCUUUUCAGCAAAAACAAAGGGAGCUUGACCAAACUUAGAACAUUAAAUUGCUAGAUUAAGUUUCACAUUUGAGUUCAAUGAAUUAUUUUGGUAUCCAAAAUGAAUUGGAUGUUUCACAAUAAUUACCUUCUACUAAAUCAAUUUAUGCUUAGAUGUAAACUAUUACCUUAAAAAUUCUGCUCUUUAAAAGGUGUUGGAUUGAUCCUUGUUAUAAAAAACAAAAUUUCAUGGUCCUCUAUAAUUUGAGUCUUCCUAUUGAUUUUUUUUGUGUAACAAGCAGUGAAUGAAUAAUCAAAUACAUGCAUAUUUAACAAAACAUGCUUUCAUUUAACAGUAUUUAAUAAUGCCCAAUAAUUUCUUUUCUGUCAAUAUUUCACAAUGUUUUAUAACCCACCAACUUAUAAAAGAGUUGGCACACCAAUUUAAAAAGUGUUCAAAGCAUUCCUGAAAGAUAUUUGGUCAAAUCUAGUUCAACAUAAUUCUGUAAGACUUAUAUCAAGCUUUGACAAUUUUGUUUUAAGUAAUUUAAUGGCUUGCUAGGUAAAAACAUUUGUGAUGGAAGUCUAGGAAUCUGAUUGAUGACAUCAAAAAGAGAUCCUCUAUUUUUUGUAUAAUGAUUAUUUCACAGUGUCAUUUACUUCUAAGACAUUUUCAACUGGCAAUUACAUAAAUAUCUUCUAUUGUCUACAUGUUCUUCUUUUCACAUCUGAAUAAUGGUUAUAUCUAAAAAUGAUUUUAAAGAUUAUAUAAGGAUGUAGAGGUAAAUGUAUUAAAAAAAUAAACUUUGAAUGGUAAAUAACUAAUUUUUUUUUGCAAUUUGCAAUGAUGUUCAUAUGUAAAGUAGAAUCGAAAAAACUUAAUCACUGUGACACGCAGAAGUUCAGUAAAAAACAAUAACCAUCUCAAGUUUUAUAGUGCAGAAGUAAAUUACAACAAACCCAAUAAAUUCUUGGCAGUAAAAAAGAGGCGAAAGAUACCAGAGGGACAGUAAGUUUUAAAGCAUAUGGCAAUAUCAAGUAUGGUUUUAGGUGGUGCAAAACUUUAAUAAUCUUUUGAAUUUUGUCUAUAUUUUCUUUGAACUUUUUUAAUAAGAUGUUUAAGUUGCUUUAAUUCAGUAAAGUUUGUGUAUUAAGAUAGAAUGUAAUGAUCUCUUGUUUGAAUACUUUCUUCUGCAGUUAACUAAUGCAAACUGUAUUAAUUCUUAAGGAUAUUUUAUAUGCUUUCAAAAAUUAUUUAUUAGCUUUCAAAAUUCAAGACCAUGUAUUAGUCAUGUUAGUAUAACUGAUAGGCACCUUGUGUACUAAGGCAUAAUAUGAACGAAUCUUUCAUGUUGUAUGGUGUUUAAAAGAGGGAAUUGUAUAUUUUUGAACAAUUCGUUGUAGUAUAGUGUACAUCACUUAAAAGGGAACAAUAUUGUGUGCAAUUAUUUAUUUGUAGACUUAUGUGCAAUGUAAAUUUUUGUUUGUGUGUCUAUAAGUUAAGGUAUUAUUUAAAUGUGUGUCAAGACUUUGGAAGUUCAUUAAAUUGUUAUCUCAGCACAGGGUGAAGGAAUGCUUUUUAAAAUCAACAACAAGCUUGUGAAUAGAAAAUUUUAGCAUAAAAAUCUUAGGGUAUGAAAUAAAUAUUUUGUAUUUCAAAAGAAGGUUUGAACAGUCAGUUUUUUUUAAACAAUACUGCAUAUUUUUUCUUGUUGGUGUUCUCAAUUUUCAAGUUAUGUUUUUCUUUAAUGCUUUGCGCAUCCACCAAGAAAUUGUGGUUAAAACAAACUAAUUUAUUUUAUAAUUAUUCUGUAUGACCUUUAACUUAUUGGAUCUAUUUAUUCCUGUUGGAAGUGUUUUUUACAAUAUUAGAGUACAUGUACCUUACAGGUGUAAUACCAUCAAAAUUAAAAACAUCGAAUCUGGUUUCAUGUUAAAACAGUACAAAGAUAAAUAAUACCUGCAAUUUUAGUUGUAUAAAAUGAAACUUCCCAAAAAAAAUCCAGCUCUUAAACAUUUGCUUUUGGUGCUUUUCUUAUGUUUAAUUAUUUGCUAAUUUUUGUAAAAAAAUCAAUGUAGGUUAAUGAUGAGUUGACUUUCAUUAAAUCAAUGUCUAACAUACAAUGAUACUGUGCGAGUUUUUCACUUGAGCUUAGGAAAGAACUUAACUUUAUUCAGGCAUAGUAUUUCUGUAUUGGGAACAAAUGUAAAUUCUGAAAUUUUAUUGGGAAAAUUAUUGAUUAAACAUUGUGUUAGAAUGGUUUAAUGGUAUAACCCCUACAAAUUUCAUAUGGAUUAAAUAGUCCAUGGUUUAUAUUAUGUCAAUGGAAAUGACAUUUAUCAUGAUACCUAUAUUAAGAAUAUAUUAUUGUUAUAUUAACAGUCAUUUGAUGAUAACCAUUAAUAGUUAGUUUAAAAGUCAUAUUUUUAUCAAUUAAUUUUUAUAUAUUAUGUAGAAGUGCCUGGGUUUUUAAUACUUUUGUUAUAUUCAGUAGAAAACAAAUCUACCUCAAAUAAGCCAAUUUGUGUCAAAUUCCAUUUGGGAAAUCCAUAACUAAAGAAGGAACUGAAUUAAACUACCUGUAAGAAUAAAUAUUGAAACUGCUAUAACUUUGCAAAAUUCAGGUAAAAGAUGUUUCCUUAAAAUAGAUAUUUCAUAACAUUUAUAAAGAUGAACCUUUUUUUAAGAAACUUAUCAAGAAAUAGUUAUUGCCUUAAAAUAUCUUAAGAUGCAUAUAAAUAAAUUCCAUACAUGAGAAUGAACAAUAAGACUUUUAUUAGUAAAUUAUUUGAAAAUAUCAGCUAAGUUUUCUGAGCAGAUGCAGCACUAACAUGUCCAGUGGGAUCAAUGUACCAGUUUGUGCAAAUUAUUUUAUCCUUGUUUGUACUCUCGUUUCAAUUUAAUUCAGAUUGAACAAAUUAUAAGUACCCUUUACAGAUAAUAACUUGUGAGAUGGAUAUGUAGAAGUAUCUAUGGUAGUAGUAUCUUCAUCUUCGUAUUAAUUUCAUGAAUUUUGAUUUUUUUUUUAUCUUUUAAGUAUUAAUAUUUCAUUAGUGCAAUAUAAAUGGAGUCCCCAAGCCACCUUGAAAUUUAUUUUUUGCACUUUGUAUUAAACUCAGAAUUACUUGUACAAUCCUGACAUACUUGUAGUAGGCAAAACUUGUGUGCCAAAUUAAAACACCCAAAUGACUAGCCAUAAUUUAAGCCUUUUAUGAGGUGUAUGUAAAAAAGUAUUAUUAAAAUGCAAAUUUGAAGAAGAAGAAAAUAGGUUUAAUGUUUGAGGAACUGGAUUCAUAUUGGAUCUAGCCAAGGAUAUUGGCAGCUAUUUAUAAGUAAAAGGGGUCUCAACUUUUAAAACUAGAUAAAUAUAUCCUGCAAGGUGACAAGCAAACUGUUUUCAAUCAGCAUUUUUGUCAGUUAUAACUUUAAGACAGAUCUUAUGUUCUUGCUUCGAAAUAUGAAUUAAGGCAACAAUGUAGUUAUUCUUUGGGAGAUAAGAGUAGCCCCUUGACCGAAUGUGAAUCCUUUUUAACAUGAGAUUGUUGAGUAUGAGUGUUAUGAUUGAAAUAUAUAUAUCAGGGCUUAUUCUUGACAGUUACUUAAAUUAAAUUUCUGUUGUCACAUUGCUUGGGGAAAGAAGGGGACAGGAUUUUUUGAAGGAAGUAAUUUAUUUAUAUAACAAUAUUGAAAGGAAACUAGUAAGGACUUAUUCUGUUGCAAUUCAUAAAAUAUGAGUUCCAAGCUUUGAUGAACUAAACUGAAUUGAUAAGUUCAUGUAACAAUAACAAUAAAUGCUUUGAAAACAAAACUGAAUAGAGAAUCAUAGUUUGAGAGAGGAAUGAAUGUAGAUUAUCUCCCUUUGUUAUCUUCCUGUGUUGUAGAUAAUGUAAAAUGUGUUCAGCUGUGAUAGUCCACAAUAAAAGUGGCAGUAACCAAUCA